UCCAUGUCGUCUCUACGACUCCCAUCCCCACUUGCUGCUGCUCUUUGCUGGCUCUCCUCUGGCUACUUGCGGCAACUCCCAUCCCCACGCGCUCGCUCCCAUCCGAUAUCUGAGAUCUCACCCGCCUCGCCGGCGAGCGGCUGACGGUCCCUCCGGCUAUGGGGAACUGCUGCUCCGACGAGGUGAGCCACGCCGGCGCUCACCACGUCGGCGCCGCCGCCGCCGCCAAAGCCGCCUCCGCAGCCUCCGCCGCGGCCGACCGCUUCCUCCGCUCCCGUGGCGCCGGCGCGUCCACGCAGAUCGAGUUAUCUCUCUCAGCAUCAAAUUUGGGCGAUCAAGAAUAUUUUCCCAAGAGUAAUCCCAUGGUGGUUGUGUAUUCCAAAAGGAGAGAUGGGGCACUUGAAGAAAUUGGGCGUAGUGAAGUCAUUUUAAAUUCAUUGAACCCAUUUUGGACGACCAAAAUCAGUGCGCAGUACCAGUUUGAGGUUCUUCAGCCAUUGGUGUUUCAGGUCUUUGACAUCCACCAGCAGUUCCAUGAUGUCAGUGAAAAGAUGCUUAAGCUGGAGGAGCAAGAGUUUCUUGGAGAGGCUACCUGUCUUUUGUCAGAGGUUAUCACCAAACGGGACAGACUGCUGACGCUGAAGCUUGGUGUCUCUGAACAUAACUUGCCAAAUCCUAAUAAAUUUGGUGAGCUAACUGUUCAGGCUGAGGAAAGUUCAGGUUCAAAAGCAAUAAUGGAGAUGAUAUUCCGCUGUUCGGAUCUUGAAAUCAAGGAUCUUCUAACAAAGAGUGAUACUUUCUUGCUAAUAUCUGGAAUAUCAGAUAGUGGAAUGCCUGUUCCAAUUUGCAAGACAGAAGUAAGAAAGAAUGAUCUCAAUCCUAGGUGGAGGCCAGUGAUUCUGAAUCUUCAACAGAUUGGAAGUAAGGAGAACCCUCUAAUUAUAGAAUGCUUUAACUUCAGUAGCAAUGGGAAACAUGACCUAGUCGGCAAGAUAGUCAAGUCAGUCGCAGAAUUGGAAAAUAUGUACCAUAGGAAGAAUGGUGAAAAUUUCUUUGUUCCUGCCAGCAAUGCUCAUGAAUGUCACAGUAAGGAGGUAUUGAAGAGUCAGCUAUAUGUAGAGAAAUAUGUUGAGAGCAACAGGCAUACUUUCCUAGAUUAUAUUUCUGUUGGGUGCCAGUUGAAUUUUAUGGUAGGCGUAGAUUUCACAGCUUCAAAUGGAAAUCCACGGCUUCCAGAUUCUUUGCAUUAUAUUGACCCCUCAGGUCGGCCAAAUGUAUAUCAGAAGGCAAUACUGGAAGUUGGAGAUGUUCUACAAUAUUAUGACCCAGCGAAGCGUUUUCCCGCUUGGGGCUUUGGAGCAAGACCUAUUGACGGUCCUUGUUCUCAUUGUUUCAACUUGAAUGGCAGCACUUAUCAACCUGAGGUUGAUGGAAUACAAGGAAUUAUGUCAGCUUAUAUCAGUGCUCUUCGUAAUGUAUCAUUGGCUGGUCCCACCCUCUUUGGUCAGUUGAUAAGCACUGCCAUGGCGAUAGCUAGCCAAUCUCUUGCUGACAAUCAACAGAAAUACUUCAUUUUGUUAAUAGUCACUGAUGGCGUGGUGACUGAUUUUCAAGAGACUAUUGAUGCCAUCAUAAAGGCAUCAGAUUUUCCUAUAUCCAUCAUUGUUGUUGGAGUUGGAGGGGCUGAUUUCAAGGAAAUGGAGUUUCUAGAUCCAAAUAAAGGAGAGAAACUGGAAAGCUCAACCGGGAGGGUUGCAUCAAGGGAUAUGAUACAGUUUGCUCCGAUGAAGGAUAUGCACGGCUCUGGGAUAUCUACACUUCAAUCACUUCUUGCUGAGAUACCAGGGCAAUUCAUGACGUACAUGAGGACGAGGGAAACUCAAACAAUUAGUUAGUACAUGAUGCCUCCAAUCAGUGCAGGAUGCGCCCUCGAAUAUCAUUUUCGGCCUUUCCGUUACAUAGUGGUGCAAGUUUCAAGUCAUGGAUGUGAGAUAGAUAAUAUGGACGUGUCAAGUGUAGGUGAAAGAUUGACCUCCUGGAGACGUCAACAUCAAAUUGGUGAGUUGAGCUUGUUUAAAAAGGCUGGCAUAAAAAAAAAUGCUGCCUGUGAAGAGAAAUGAGGACCUCGACCUCAAUUCCAUGCCAUUUUUCUUUUACCAAGGUUUAUUCUGGUUUGAGUCGGAUUCCUAGGCUGAACUCUCUCUACCUGUUUGUAAGAUAUGUGAUUUUAGGGUUUGGGCCUUUAUUAUCCUUAUUAGGUACGCUAGAAUAGGAACUAUUUUGGCAUUGCACAUUCAAUUUUUCAAGCAUGGACAAUAUUCUGCAUGGCUGUUUAGUUCACAUAUAUAUAUAUGGUGGUGACUUGUGACCUGUAUAAUAUAGACACCGGAAUAUAGAGAAUUUGUGGUUAGCCAUGUGACAAUCUCAGUGAAGAUUUCAGGCUUCGGGGUGCAAUACGUUUUUGUAUUCUCUUCUUUUAAUUAUGAGCCAUGUGACAAUCUCAGUGAA
Messenger RNA from Sorghum bicolor (sorghum), 2508 nucleotides. RefSeq names its product protein BONZAI 1. Gene Ontology annotation, molecular function: calcium-dependent phospholipid binding. Gene Ontology annotation, biological process: cellular response to calcium ion. The record is from RefSeq and is a predicted model, not a curated record. Gene Ontology annotation, cellular component: plasma membrane. NCBI's taxonomy places the organism in Eukaryota, Viridiplantae, Streptophyta, Magnoliopsida, Poales, Poaceae. The transcript is spliced from 16 exons. Bases 159 to 1895 code for a protein of 578 amino acids.